Selaginella moellendorffii is the source of this 489-nucleotide messenger RNA. Its product is annotated as dirigent protein 11-like. The record is from RefSeq and is a predicted model, not a curated record. NCBI's taxonomy places the organism in Eukaryota, Viridiplantae, Streptophyta, Lycopodiopsida, Selaginellales, Selaginellaceae. Bases 1 to 489 code for a protein of 162 amino acids. The transcript has a single exon.
AUGGCUAGCGUUAACAAAUUACUCUUCCUCUCGGCCAUCGCGCUUGUCGCUCUCCAGAUUUCCAGCGCGAGAUCCCUUCACCAGAGGCUUUUUUGGCAGGACUUCUUCAAUGUCACCGAUUUCCUCGUCACCACUGGAGUUCCCAGCCUGGGAAACCCGGCGAAUCCAUUCGGAGCCAUCGCGGUCGUGGAUGAUCCCGUGACUGUGAGCCGAUCGAGCGACUCCCGCGAAGUAGGAAGGAUUCGAGGGACGAGCACGGUGGUGUCGAUGGAUAGCCUCACAUCUCUGGUGUCUGUGACGCUCACUCUAGACGAAUUCCAGGGCAGUAGCCUCACGUUUCUCAGCGCCGUCACGAAUUCCAGUGGUCAGCUCCCAAUCGCUACUGGCACUGGCGAGUUUUUGUUUGCCAAAGGCUACGCUCUCGUCGAUCGAAUCGUGGAGGACAUCAAUUCCACGUUCUCCUUCGAUCUACGCGUACUCCACUUCUAG